Limanda limanda (common dab) is the source of this 1086-nucleotide messenger RNA. RefSeq names its product chemokine (C-C motif) receptor 6b (gene ccr6b). The transcript has 2 exons. Gene Ontology annotation, biological process: immune response; chemotaxis; G protein-coupled receptor signaling pathway. Bases 1 to 1086 code for a protein of 361 amino acids. The record is from RefSeq and is a predicted model, not a curated record. NCBI's taxonomy places the organism in Eukaryota, Metazoa, Chordata, Actinopteri, Pleuronectiformes, Pleuronectidae. Gene Ontology annotation, molecular function: chemokine receptor activity. Gene Ontology annotation, cellular component: membrane.
AUGGCGUUGACGACUACAGACUAUGACUACAGUACACAUGACUAUGACUAUGACUUCUGCAACCUUGACCCGAGCCCCACGGAGGUCAUCACCCAAACAUACGUCCAAUCCAUCGUCUGCGCCUUCGGCCUGAUCGGCAACGUCCUGGUGAUCGUCACCUACAUGUUCUACAAGAGAGCCAAGACCAUGACGGACGUCUACCUCUACAACGUGGCCGCGGCCGACCUGAUCUUUGUGGUGGCUCUGCCAUUUAUCACCUACAACGAGCGGCACAGCUGGCCCAUGGGCUCUGUGGCCUGCAAGUUACUGAAUUCAGCCUACAGCAUCAACCUCUACAGUGGCAUGCUCCUGCUCGCCUGCAUCAGUGGUGAUCGCUACAUCGCAAUAGUUCAGGCCAGAAGAUCCUUCGGCGCUCGCUCACACACUCUGAUCUACGGCCGCCUCAUCUGCUCUGCUGUCUGGGUGUUUGCUCUGGCCCUGACGCUGCCCACGCUCCUCUACACCCAGCGCUGUGAAGAGCUGAUCCUGGGGGAGCAGAACGUCACUGUGACGUGUGAGCUGUUUUUCAGCAGGGACGAGACAGCCAAGCUGAUGAAGGUGCUGGUUCCCAGCCUCCAAAUGGCCGUCGGCUUCCUGCUGCCUCUGGUGGUGAUGGUGUUCUGCUACUCCAGCAUCAUAUGCACCUUGCUGAGGGCACAGAACGGCCAGAAGCACAAGGCUGUGCGUGUGGUUUUGGCAGUCGUGGUGGUUUUCAUCGUGUGCCACCUUCCUUACAACGUGACCCUGCUCACACACCUCCUGUCCCUGUUUAAGGAGAGAAGUUGUGAGGUGGAAAAGAUUAAACUCAGAGUUCUGAAAGUCUCCAGGGUCGUAGCCUACCUCCACUGCUGUCUGAAUCCCAUCCUCUACGCCUUCAUCGGGGUGAAGUUCAGGAGCCACUUCAAGCAAAUAGUGGAGGAUCUCUGGUGCUUCGGCAAAAAGUACAUCUACACUUCUGCUCGCUCGUCACACGGAACCUCUGAUAUUUGCGUCUCGGGUCUCAAGUCUUCAGAGGCCUCUCACAACAUGUCAUCGUUCAGUGCAUGA